AUGCAAUGGGAUUCAGAACGUGAAGAAAAAUUUACUGGAUCGAUAGACCAGCAAAAUAAUCCGUGCAUUGUAGCGUAUAAAGAUUUUCUACAAACGACAGAAUCCAAGCCAUGGAUAUUAAACCACACAGAUCGUAUUAAUACUUAUCAUGUAGAGGCUGAUGAAAUGACUGUUAACGAUUGCAGCAAAGAGACUCUCAAGUGUUCAAGUUACCGCCGAGAAUGUUGGAAAAUCGUUCAAGGUGAUCGCUUCCUCACACGUCACAUCGAAUCCGAAUUUACAGACAGGUUUCUGUGUUUGAAAUUUCUACCUAGAAGUAAGAGUGUCAUUCAAAUCAGUACUUCUCAUAUCAAACCGGGAACACCCAACGAUUACUUGUGUCGUGACCAGUGGUUGGCCCUAGACCCAUGGCCUUGGAUUUCACACGAACACUAUUCACUGGAUGAUAAAACCAGUUGUCCAUUUACAGGUGGUUACAAUUUUGACAUGUAUUUCAAUAGUGGACUAAUGAAUAUUAAUCAUAAGUGUACCGAUACUAUACCACCUGUACGAAUAGAAAGUGAUUGUACAGAAGGCGAGGGCAUCACUUUCAGAUUCCGCAAUAGAAAUUGUCUUCACACUGAGGGUAAUUUUGAUCUCGUCCAAAAAACAACAUGCAUUGCAUCAUGGGAAGAAGGUGGUGAUAAAUACGCCAUCUUGCGGAAAAACAAUGAUCGGUAUUUUUGGUGUAUCCGGGUGUUAUUUUCGCCUAAUGGCGACGUAGCGAAAAUAUUUGUGUUUCUUGAUUGGGUUUGUCAGUCGGGUAACAUCAAUAAUAACAGACUCAAAUAUUUACAAAUGGACAAAAUUGGAAAGAAAAACAUCACUCACGAAUGUACUGAUGAAUUUUACGCUUGUGAAUCGGUGGGUGAAUAUUGUGCCACGGAGGUCAAGGACGUGUGUCCGAGAACAUGCGGCCAAUGCCAUUCAAACGAAACCAUACAAUACUGUACCUUUCCACAGUCUAUACUUGGAAGUUGGGUUAAAAGUACGUUACAAGGCAACGAAAAAAUUGCCAUCGAGAAUUCUUCUUUGGUUUACGCCCAAAUCGGAAAAUUCCGAUGCGUUACGUUUGACAAGGAAAUUAUUCCAUUGCGACGUGUGUUAUUACAAGAAUUCUCAAACGGAUGUUAUCCGCGAUUUUCGUGUCUGCAGUACAACACACCGUCUCCUAGUGUCAUGCGAUUUAGAUUGAGCAAAGUUAUGUUGUGGCCAGUGUUUCUUUCAGACGCUCGUAUUUGUGACGAUGACAACUUUAAGACAUUGGUCGAUACGGAGAGACUCGACAUUAAGACGUCAGAAACGUUUCCGCUACAAAGUAUCGUUCGCGAAUCAAACAACGAGAAUUACGUGACGUGUAAUUUACCAUCUUCCAUGAAAAAAGUAAGUGCUUUCGUAGACAAUCAUGGAAAACAGGGAUGUAUCGUACAAGGGACGUUUUCCAAACCAAGAACAAUAUUUUUGUCAUAUAUGCAAAAUGGCGGCGUAACAGACACAAUUGAGUAUAGAUGUAUAGGCUCUGUGACGUACAUUUCCAGUUUAAAAUCCAUUAUAAUUUCUCGACAAUUAGAUGCAGGUGAUAAACAGUAUUUCUGUUGGAUUGUCCUGAAUAAAAAUGAAAUCAUUCAGGUGCCUGCGGCUUCGUGCAAUACAUUUACAGCUAAAGCAAUCCAACGUGGUGACGAAUCGUAUUCAAACUUAUUAAUGAAACGACUUAUAUUGCAAAAGGAAUCCUCGAAUUGUGCAAGCGCUAAUAAAACUAUGGCUCAUUUAGCCCAAGAUUGGACGGUGCCUCCACCAUUUUCCAAAGAAAUUUCUUCAGCAUCAGCUGCAGGAAUCAUAGGAAUUACAUAUCCAUAUGUUUUAAUCUCGGUGAUAAUGUUGAGUGUGGGAUUCUAA
This is a messenger RNA of Lottia gigantea (owl limpet), 1938 nucleotides long. RefSeq lists its product as hypothetical. The coding region runs from base 1 to 1938 and encodes 645 amino acids. The transcript has 2 exons. The record is from RefSeq and is a predicted model, not a curated record. NCBI's taxonomy places the organism in Eukaryota, Metazoa, Mollusca, Gastropoda, Lottiidae.